GCGUUUCUAUCGAUCAAUAUUUCUGUAUCAAAUACUUUCAGGAUAGUUUCCUCGUAUAGUUUCUUCGAGAAAGUUCACUUUUAAAAAUAAUCUUACACGUAUGUCGAGUUCAACGUGAAAAAGAAAUAAAUAUCCAACAUGAAGACAAUAAUUUUGAUCGGAAUAUUUUCACUUUUAUUUCAAAUAUCUACCCAAUUUUUGACCACAUCCGAAGAAACCAGCGACGAUAAAAGCGACUCGAGCUAUGGCAGUAGCUACAGCGGCAGCAGCAGCGGCAGUAGCAGCAGUAGCAGUAGCAGUAGCAGUAGUAGCAGUAGCGAGGAAGGGCCGCUUAAACUCAACAUCGUAGAACUCGAGAAGAUGGACGGAGAGCAAAGAAAACACUUCGUGAAAAAAUUCCUCCUCCAUUUAAUGUCCGUUGCAGAACUGCAAGCUGAAGAACGACUCAUUACCAACGCAAUGCGUCAUUAUCUGCCACAAAUAUUCAAAGCCAAAGAGAACCAUACCAGCACGUGGAAAAAAUUACUCCAUACUGUAUGCGAAGGUGAAAAAGUACUGCGACAAAUAUUAGUGCAGAAGAAAAAUUUGACUAAAUCCGAUAACAAAUCCGAAGAACCGAAAAUUCUGCAAUAUUUCGAAAACGCUUGGGAUAGAAUUGAAAAGAAGAGAUUCAACGAAGCCAUGUCCGUGUUCCAAAAAAUCAGCGAUCAAAUCACCAAUCUUGGCCAAGCAUUGUUACCCUCGCUGCAUGAUCAACGCAGAGCUGCUUUCACAAUAGAACACUUGAUCGAGGAACGUGCAGAUGUCGUCGAUAAAGAGAGUCGGGAAAUUCGCGAGAAACUUGAAGCCAUGCCAACUCUUCAACCCGUUAACGCCACCUCUACCACAUUGGCUCCAUGGAUGUUGAACGCUGAAGACAUCGCAAGCAUUAAACAACAAUACGAAGACAUGAUUAACGUUAUUCCAGACGCAAACCAUCCCGAAGCGAUUAAACUCAAAGAGGAAUUGAAAAAAGAAGGAAUGUCGAUUCCCUAUUUUUGUAAAACUAUGGCUGAAAUGCAGAAUAUGGUUGGCAAAUUCCACAGCUGCGUAUUGAAUAACGACAAAACGGGCACAGAUAUUCUGAAAGAUACUAUUAAACAGCCGAAUUUCAAGAAAUGCUGGAAUCUUUUCCAAGAAUGUGCUUUGAAUAUGUUACCAGGCGAUGAUAAAAUUAAGGACGCAUUACGCAAACAGAAUAACGCCAUUUUAUUCGAUACUAGUAAAAUUAAAGUUUAGAUUAGGGUAUAAAAUUUGUAUUGUUUGUAUUGACUUUUUUUUUUUUUU
This is a messenger RNA of Planococcus citri (citrus mealybug), 1326 nucleotides long. Its product is annotated as endoplasmic reticulum membrane sensor NFE2L1-like. NCBI's taxonomy places the organism in Eukaryota, Metazoa, Arthropoda, Insecta, Hemiptera, Pseudococcidae. The record is from RefSeq and is a predicted model, not a curated record. The coding region runs from base 139 to 1278 and encodes 379 amino acids. The transcript has 4 exons.